AUGGAGCAGGUGGAGCAGGUGGAGCGGAUGGAGUGGGUUGGGCGGGUGGAGCAUGUGGAGCGGGUGGGGCAGGUGGAGCAGGUGGGGCGGGUGGAGCAGGGGGGGCAGGUGGAGCAGGUGGGGCGGGUGGAGCAGGUGGAGCGGGUGGAGCAGGGAGGGCAGGUGGAGCAGGGAGGGCAGGUGGAGCAGGGAGGGCAGGUGGGGCAGGUGGAGCAGGUGGAGCGGGUGGAGCAGGUGGAGCAGGGAGGGCAGGUGGAGCAGGGAGGGCAGGGAGGGCAGGGAGGGCAGGGAGGGCAGGUGGAGCAGGUGGAGCGGGUGGAGCAGGUGGAGCAGGGAGGGCAGGUGGAGCAGGUGGUUCUGAGAAUGAAGGAGGUGGUUGUUAUGUAA
Messenger RNA from Knipowitschia caucasica, 387 nucleotides. The record is from the annotation of a GenBank genome assembly. NCBI's taxonomy places the organism in Eukaryota, Metazoa, Chordata, Actinopteri, Gobiiformes, Gobiidae.